AUGGCGGAGCCUGCUCUUCUCCCGGCUACCCGGAUGGAGGGGUUGGUCCUGACGCCCCUGGCCUUCCCUUGUCCCCGGAUCCCACGAGCUCGCAUCACCAGGCAGCAGGGACGAUGGGCCCACCUGGGCUGCAGCCCAGACCCGUCCGCAGGCCCUACAAAUUCACAGUACCGUCCCCUGCGGCCACACCUUGCUGACUGCUCCCGCUCCCGGCUGUCCUGGGCAGAGAGCUUGUCCAUGGAUGGCUUCUGGAUGGAGGUGGAGCGGAUCCAGCAGAGGGAUGGAGUGAAGGAGGAGGACUACAGUGAGGGUGAAGGUCAGCUACCAGAAGGAGACGCUGAAUCCCAGUGGCUGCAGGACACAGGCCUGUCAGGCCUUGUUGGUGGCCUGGGCUUAGACGCUGAUCACCAGGGACUCCUGUCUACACUGACACAGACCCAGGUAGCCACCGUGUGCCGCCGGCUGGACAUCUAUACCCGCUCAGCCCAAAGACGACACAAGGCUCCUAUUCGAGAUGUCAGGGAUGUCUUCGGGGCCUUCACUUCGAGAGAAGUGUCUUCAGAGAAUGGGGACUCGGGAAUGAAAUGGAUUCAGAUCAGGUCUGAGGCUUCCGUAUCUCCUACAGGAACAGCAGAGCUUGAGGGACCGCAGGAGCCCACGGGGAAGGAGGAGGUUUUCAACAUGGACUCUGCCUACUCAGAGCAAGCCGCAGCUCUCCUGCACAGGACCAGGUCGUCCCUGGGAGGCACCUGUGCCUGGGGCAAGGGCUCCCUGCCGAGUUUCAGAAUCCCCAAAGGCAGACUGGGUGUGACCAGGAUAGGAGACUUGUCUUCCAGUGACAUGAAGAAGAUCCCUCCCUUGGCCCUGAUAGAGCUGACUGCACUCUGUGAUGUCCUGGGCCUGGAUCUGAAGAGGAGCAAGGCUGGGAAGUGGAAAGGCCCAGACACCGGCCUUUUCGGCGUGCCCCUUCACAGCCUGCUAGAAGCUGACCACAGAGUCCUCCCCAGCACCCGGGUCCCACUGCUCCUGCAGGCUCUCCUGUCCUGUUUGGAAAAGAGAGGGCUGGACACAGAAGGCAUCCUCAGAGUGCCUGGAUCCCAGGCCAGAGUCAAGGGGCUAGAACAAAAGCUGGAGAGAGACUUCUAUGCCGGCCUCAUUCGCUGGGACGAGGUUCAUCCCAAUGAUGCAUCCGACCUGCUCAAAAGGUUCCUCCGGAAGCUGCCAGCACCUCUGCUCACGGCUGAGUACCUCCCGGCCUUUGCAGCAGUGCCCAGCAUCCCUGACCUGAGGCAGCGCCUACAGGCUCUCCACCUGCUUAUCCUCCUCCUGCCAGAAGCUAACAGGAACACCUUGAAGGCACUCCUGGAAUUCCUCAGGAAGGUGGCCGCCCAGGAGCAGCACAACAAGAUGGGUCUGUGGAAUGUUUCCACAGUGAUGGCCCCCAAUCUCUUCCUGCCCCAAGGGCGGCCCCCUAAACUCCCCAAGGGUGAGAAGCAGCUGGCAGAGGGUGCAGCUGAGGUCGUGAGCAUGAUGGUGCACUAUCAGGAUCUGUUCUGGACGGUCGCCUCUUUCUUGGUAGCCCAAGUGCGAAAACUGAACGACAGUAAUGGCCGUCGUUCCCAGCUCUGUGAUAGGGGCCUCAAGACUUGGCUACGGAGGACACACCUGGACAGGGGCAAGGCGGGGGACGGACUCGAGGUGACUCCCAAAGUGGCAAAGAUCCAGGUGACCUUGCCUAGCAAGGAUAUCCUACAGGUUCCUCUGAAUCCCAGCACCAGAGUGACCCACGUCCUGAAGCUGUUCAUAGAGUCCCUCAGCCCUGGGUCACAGCGUGAAGAGGGCAGUGAGAACGGGGACAGCAUUCUCUCAAAUAACACGGAGCUGGCCAAAUUUCUCUUCUAUGAAGUUGGAGGGAACAUUGGUGAACAUCGCCUGGACCCAGAUGCCUACCUCUUAGAUCUCUACCGUGCCAACCCCCAUGGAGAGUGGGUCAUUAAACAGAGCCCCACUUAA
Messenger RNA from Nannospalax galili (Upper Galilee mountains blind mole rat), 2013 nucleotides. RefSeq names its product Rho GTPase activating protein 40 (gene Arhgap40). Lineage: Eukaryota; Metazoa; Chordata; Mammalia; Rodentia; Spalacidae. The transcript has 15 exons. Gene Ontology annotation, cellular component: cytoplasm. Gene Ontology annotation, molecular function: GTPase activator activity. The coding region runs from base 1 to 2013 and encodes 670 amino acids. Gene Ontology annotation, biological process: regulation of actin filament polymerization; signal transduction; regulation of small GTPase mediated signal transduction. The record is from RefSeq and is a predicted model, not a curated record.